Morus notabilis is the source of this 2020-nucleotide messenger RNA. RefSeq lists its product as uncharacterized. The transcript is spliced from 11 exons. Lineage: Eukaryota; Viridiplantae; Streptophyta; Magnoliopsida; Rosales; Moraceae. Bases 243 to 1625 code for a protein of 460 amino acids. The record is from RefSeq and is a predicted model, not a curated record.
AUUUCUUUCGUACAAGUGUUUGUUGGUUGUUUCUGAAUUCUGCGAAAGGAAGUUGGGAAGGUUCAGAGAGAGAGAGAGAGAGAGAGGCAUGGGCUUGCGUAAAGGAUAGAGAAGGAUAACAAAAAUUAUGGCGUCGAUGCUGACUCUACUUUGAUCCAAACGAGAAAUUUCAGAUCUUUCUAGCUGCGUCUUCUUCUUCUAUUGGUUUGUACUGCUAUAUAUACGACAAUAUUUACACUCCAAUGGCCUCGGCUCCUCUGAUUCACGCGCGCUGUGGAUACUCUCCCCGAUUCACCGCCAAUCGAAGAAAUGGUUAUGGCGGUGUGACUUCGUCCUCUUUUUCUAAUUCUUCUUCUUCUUCGGCUUCGUCUUCUUGUUCAUCGUCUUCCUCUUGCUGUUCUUCCUCGUCUUUGGGCUUCUCCUGUGGCGUAAUCAAUAGUUGGAGAAAUCAAGGCCUUAAAGCUCAAGCUAUGUCCAUGACCACCGAAGGAAAUUACGGCUCAUCUAGAGGCAUUGCAGACGGAAAAGAUGGGCCUGAUCAUCUUCUUGUCCUCGUUCAUGGCAUAUUGGCCAGCCCAAGUGACUGGACAUAUGUUGAAGCAGAGUUAAAAAGGCGUCUUGGAAGAAACUUCUUAAUUUAUGCAAGUUCAUCUAACACGUACACUAAAACAUUUGGUGGCAUUGAGGGAGCUGGAAAGCGGUUAGCGGAUGAAGUCAUGCAGGUUGUGCAAAACACAGAGAGCCUCAAAAGGAUCUCAUUUUUGGCCCAUUCUCUUGGCGGCUUGUUCGCUAGAUAUGCAGUUGCAGUUCUUUACUCUCCAAAUACUCUGAAUAGUUCCAAAAGUAAUGAUGUUGCAAAUCCUACAAUGCCAAAGCUACAAACAGCUUAUUCCUCAAAACGAGGUUUGAUUGCUGGGCUGGAGCCAAUCAAUUUUAUUACCUUGGCAACUCCACAUCUUGGGGUUAGAGGGAGAAAGCAGCUUCCAUUUCUGCUGGGAGUGCCCCUCUUGGAAAAACUUGCUGCGCCGAUUGCUCCUAUUUUUGCUCGUCGUACUGGUAGUCAGCUGUUCCUUACUGAUGGUAAACCUGACAAACCUCCACUUCUUUCAAGAAUGGCCUCUGACUGUGAAGAUGGGAAGUUUAUAUCUGCCUUGGGUGCUUUUAGAUCUCGCAUACUUUAUGCUAAUGUAUCUUAUGAUCACAUGGUUGGUUGGCGGACAUCAUCGAUUAGGAGGGAAACAGAGCUUGUAAAGCCACCUCGCCGGUCUUUGGAUGGUUAUAAGCACGUUGUAGAUGUUGAUUAUUGCCCCCCAAUUCCCUCUGAUGGUCCACAUUUCCCUCCAGAAGCAGCUAAAGCAAAGGAGGCGGCACAAAAUGAGCCUAGCACACAACACACGGUAGAGUAUCGGGAAAUUAUGGAAGAGGAAAUGAUACGCGGCUUGCAGCAGUUAGGCUGGAAAAAGGUCGAUGUGAGCUUCCAUUCAGCGAUGUGGCCCUUCUUUGCCCAUAACAACAUUCAUGUGAAAAACGAAUGGAUUCACAAUGCCGGCGUCGGAGUUGUUGCUCAUCUUGCAGACAGCCUAAAGCAGCAAGAAUCGUCUCAAAUUGUUAUAGCCAGCUUGUAGGUAUGAUAUACUCAUAAGUGGAAAAUAGCUGAAGCAUGAAAAGAUAUGCAGUUCGCGACAAAAGCCAAAUUCUCCAGCCUUUGCUUCACUGCAAAUCAAAGUGAAGGGAAAUCUUGCAAAAUUUCAAUGCAAUUUAGGCUUCAUACUUGCUCUGUAUCUACCUGUUAUCAUACGCCUCCUGAUUAUCAAUUACUACUAGAAAGCCUAUUCAGAUGAAAAUAAAAUGUAAAUUCAUAUAUGUAUGUAUCCAAGAUUAAUUGAAUUGGUCUUAGUUGUGUCAAGCUAAAGGUGGGACUGUAAGGCUUCAACCUUGUCAAAUGUGAAGGAAACGUUUUGGCAGACUUUCAUUUAGAAAAGGAAAUAAUGUCAAGCUAAUAGAUUUUAAAUCUUCUUUG